AUGACCGACCUCGUACCUAGAUCCGCCCAGCCCCAUAAGGACGAUGCCGAACCGUCGUCCGUGACCCCACUGCCGUCGAAAAUGGAGGAAACGUUGGGUCUGCAGGACCUCGAGUUGAUGAUGCACUGGUGUACAACGACGUACCGGUCUAUGGCCCGCGACGAUGUAGCGGAGUCGUUGUGGCAGACGAUCAUUCCACAAUUAUCGCUACGGUUCCCGUACCUGCGGCAUGGGCUGCUGGCUCUGUCGGCUCUCCAAAGAGCGGGGACUAGUACGAGCCCGGGGCGUAAAUGGCGCUAUCUGGUCUUGGCGCGCGAGCACCAAAGCCAUGCUCUCGCGGGCAUUUCGCUGGACGGAGUGCAGGAUCCCACUACGGCGCAAUGUAAUGCCACCUUUGCUCUUUGCUGUGUUUUGUUGGUCUUUCCAUAUGCAUAUUGCCUGAUCGACGACGAUGUGGACGAGGCCGAGGAACAACCGGGCGUCUUGGACGAGUUCCUCGAGGUAUUUGAACUCACGCGGUGGCUGGUUAGCGCCAUGAUGAUGACCAUGGACCGAGUGGCAGCUGGCGAACUAUACCCGCUCAUCGACCGCGAGCAAACACGGCCAACCAUGCCCGAUAUGUCACACCUGGUAGUUUCGACUCUUCGGCGGCAGAAUGAGAGCGAGGCCCAAUUAGACCCCUCCCAUGAGAAGGAGGUGUACGGCCAGGCGAUUGAGCAUCUGCGCAGCUCACUUGAGCGGUUGAUGAAUGGCGGCGAGCCCAAGGACUUUGCUUUUUGCUGGGCCUUCCGCAUUCCUGUUAGGUAUCAGGACCUGGUACGCGAGCGAAAACCGUUUGCUCUGGUCGUUCUGGCCCACUACGCCGUCAUCCUGCACCACCUGCGAGAUUCCUGGUGGAUGGGUGAUUGGGGCAUCCGCAUUCUUCGGGAAGUCGAUGCCUGUCUCGAGCCGCAGUUCCGCCAUUUGAUUAGCUGGCCCAUCGAUGCCACCGGUGGGUACUUUUCGCUCGAGGAGUGA
Messenger RNA from Penicillium cinerascens, 1017 nucleotides. RefSeq lists its product as uncharacterized. The transcript has a single exon. Lineage: Eukaryota; Fungi; Ascomycota; Eurotiomycetes; Eurotiales; Aspergillaceae. Gene Ontology annotation, molecular function: DNA-binding transcription activator activity, RNA polymerase II-specific. Gene Ontology annotation, biological process: regulation of transcription by RNA polymerase II. The record is from RefSeq and is a predicted model, not a curated record. The coding region runs from base 1 to 1017 and encodes 338 amino acids.